AUGGCAUCGGAGGAAGGGGAGGAGGGGGAAGAGGGGGUGGCGGGCCGCCUGCGCGAUCUCUCCGACGCGGAGAAGGCGGAGUUGGAGGGCUUUGUCCGGCAGCAGGAGGGGGAGCGGGAUAAGGGGAUCGCGUCCCAUCAGGCCACGGUCGCGGGCUACUUGGAUCAGCUGCUGCCGGUUGUGCGGACGCCCUACGUGCGGGGGCGCGAUCAGUUCUACCGCCUACGCCACACCGCCGUCGCGAAGGUCGGGAGCGAGACGAUGCUCGCCGUCGUGCGGGGGCCCGAGCGGGUCUACGCCGCGCAGGGCGGCCGCGUGAUCACCACGCAGGUCACCCCCGGCUUUACCAACCUGUAG
Phytomonas sp. Hart1 is the source of this 357-nucleotide messenger RNA. Lineage: Eukaryota; Euglenozoa; Kinetoplastea; Trypanosomatida; Trypanosomatidae. The record is from the annotation of a GenBank genome assembly.